GAUGCGAAUAUCUAGCGGGAGUAUGGUGGAUAAAAUUCUUCUUUUGAUCUGGCUUUUAGUUCUCCAAGUAGUCUUGGAGAGCAAAGCGACAAACGUUGCCAGCGAACAAAAUGAGCGCACAGCCCGGGCCCGGAAUCACACAUCCACCAACCAGCCUUCUCUGCAGCAAGAUGGAUCCGGCCGUAAUUUCGAAGAUCCAGAAAAAUCAGUAAUGACAGCUGCCUCGGAACAAGACUUCCUCUCAAGGCAUUAUAAUAUUCAUAGAUUUGAUCCAAACUUUGGAUAUUAUGAUAGACCAAUGUAUCCCAGGUAUCCAUCUCCGCACACGUCCAAGUUUGGGCCUGGCUACAGGAAAGACAAAUAUGGACACGGUUACGGGUACAGUUGCAAGCAAGGAGACGAUUGUGAAGAAGUGCGAGCUGCAAAUCAAGCGCCUGUUCUUCCGCCUCAUCUACCACAUCAUAAUCUGCCCAACCCAUUCGGAGAUCUGUACCCCGACUUCCCAGCUUUCUCAGCUGUCCCACAUCCAGGGAACUACCCACCUGCACCAGGUCGCUUUAACGAUCCACCGCUGCCUCUCAUGUUUUCUAGAUUUUACCCACCUCGAUAUCUUCACGAAGAAGGAACUCACAAAGACUAGAUGCUUCAAUCCCAGAAUCAUUUUUGUUGCAACACUGAAAGUAUUUCAAAUAAAUCUACGAACAGUCAAAAGAAGCAAUCUGGUGAAAUAUAACUGUCAAACGAAUCAGGAGACGGAAUGUUUUAAAAUUUUGGGGAAAAGCACUGACGUAAUAUAUUUAAAGAUAGAAACCAAAUUUUAUAUAAUUGGAAGGAGAGCAAAAAUUCUAUUCUCCUGGGAUAUUAAAAAGCACGAGGGAACGUUAUUAAGGUAAAUUACAAAUUGCCAUGGUUACUUACGUAGUAACGCUACCACCUUGGCGCAUUUUGACGAUUUUUUAAAGAUAAAAAGGUAAAAGUUAAUUGUUGGGUGUAACGAUUUUCGUGGCUUUUUUUAAAUGUAUUCCAAAUUAUCGAUAUCUAUCGUUUAUAAUCACAAGAUGACGCAUGAUCAAAAUUAAACACACUUAAAAAAUUUUAAAUAAAUAUUUUAUUAUUAAAUAAGUAUUAUAUAAAGCAUUAAAAAUAAAACACUGGCAUUUUUUUUUUUUUUUUUUUUUUUUUUUUCCGAAAUUCUUCUCUAAUUUUUAGCGUUGUUCUUCUUUCCCGUGUACACACUUCCCGUGAUCUGUUUCCACUUUAAGAAAAUCGAAAAUUUCACACAUUCAGUAUUGCACACUGGCUGUCUACUAAAUGUUCCCUUUAACCGUUUUGCUGAAAAAUACUGUAUUCCUGCAGAAAGUGUUCCGUAGUUUCUUCCAUUGCUGGCUUAUUCCAUAACGGAUAUUUUAAAAUUGAGUUUAAAGCAAAAAGUAUCCCGAUGUGUCUACAAAAAGCUUUGGAACUCGGAAUAUAGCAAAAUGAACGCAAGCAAACAUGACGACACUGCUUGACCAAAGGAUUGUUAUGAGUAUGGUUCCCAGAGUUUGAUACUUUUUGAAGCAACUUUUAUUAAGGUGGUUGCGAUAAUACGUAAGUACCUUGCCAUGGCAUAUUUCAGAUUACCAAUGAGUGAUUUCCAUGUAUGUUAACAAAUGGAAGAACCAUUUUAGUUCAUGAUAUAAAUCUUGUUAGUUACUAAAUACCAGACUAUGCACAUGCGUGGUCCAGUUUGCUAAUGUCGAUGGAACUCGAUGACUGUAAAAGACAAAAGCAGCGUGUUGUUAUCCCCCUUUCUUGGGGAAAGGGCAAAAGAGCUUCAGAGCAAAAGACAAAAGCAGCGUGUUGUUAUCCCCCUUUCUUGGGGAAAGGGCAAAAGGGCUUCAAUGCAAAAGACAAUCAUAAAGGAAUGUUUCCUAUUUACGGAAAGAAGUAUGUCGUGUAAAGCUGUGCACAAGGUUUAUUGAGAAGUUUUCUCAAACAUGUUCCAAAGCUUCCGAUGAAAAUAUAAGCAGACUACACGUUCACACAGCGGAUAUCUCUGUCGCCGUAAGCUCUUUGCAAAUUCAUAACUGAUGGAUCUAAUUCUUUAGCCGUAGCAUAAAAACAUGAAAUUUUCAUACCCCAUCACCCUAAUGAUUUCAUAAUGAGACGGCAGGUUUAUGUAAAUCGGUGAUUGUCAACACCUUAAACAAAGCCCUUCAUUCAGAAAACUGGAAGUCUCGAUAAGCUCAUCCAGAUGACAUUAGUAAGUUAAGGGAAUUUCAUCCUUAGUCUUAAUUUUUUCCUCUACGGUAAAAGUCAUAGUUUAAAAAAUCUUUAAAAUUAUGAAUCUAUUGACGCUUUUACGAUUCUUUGGAAAACUGUAUUUUUGGUAUAGAAUUAACGCUAGCCAAAUCCUUAAAAGUUUUUAAUAUCCCAAUUUUCAAGAUGUCAAAUUCUCAAAAUAUUUUAGCCGCGAUUACUAUUUAGAAAUCGAUAUGACCCUAUUUCAGGAUAAUAAUGAUACUGAAUUGUAACGAAAUUUCGAAAACAUCCUGUUUCCUGUAUUAAGUAUAAUAACCAGUGCCGUUGAAGUUGUAUCUAAGCAGUGCCUAAUCUAAUUUUAAAGAUGAAGGGGCAUUGUGACAUCAUUUUAUACAUAUUUCACGUGACCUUUUAUCGCAGUUUCAGAUUUUAUGUUGACUCUGAAUGAAAAGGCUGAAAUGGGAAUCGUUCUUACCUAUCCCAUCAAGAGAGAAUGAAAUGACACUAUUUAAAAAGAAAAACUUCAAACGGGAAAGCCUGAAAUGGGGCAUAACCAAUAAAACGGUGGGAUAAGUGUCUAAAUAAAUAUGAAGAUUAUCCUGUUAAAUAAAAAUAGUUUUCAAGUAAUUAUCUCAUUAGAUUAUUUUGUAAUUGCCAUUUGUCACCGUUAUUGACUUCCCUUUGGAGCUCAUUGAAGACUCAGAUGUUAAGCACACGUUUUUAACAGGCACCUGGGCAAAGCCGCAUCGUGUGUGUAAUACGUGGAAAAGCGCAUAAUUUUCUUUGGCAUAGCAACAUAAAACAUAGUUCUUAAAUGAGAAGAAACUCAACUUAUCGAUAUGUAAACGUAUCAAUAUGCAGCAUAGAUCAUUCAAAGCCUAAAUGACACCGACAACAUUAAUCAACCUUUUCGCUUCUUAGCUAUUUUUGCCUUUCAGUCUUAAGCCACGUUAACGUCAUGAUUGUAUUAUUACAUAACUUAUUAAAGAAUAAAACUAAAAAUCAGUCUUGACAAAGCUCAUUCUCAAGGAGAAUAUAAGGUGAAAUUUCACAAAGUUAAAAAUAUAUUGAUCUUACCUCGAAAAUCGUAUUAUGUUUCACACAUUUAAAUCUUAUUUGUUUUUAAAUUUUUAAUGUAUUACUUUCCAUUAAUUAUCUCGGAUGCAAGAUUAGCAAUUGAAUUCCGUUCUGAUUCCUUUGACAAUCAUAAUUUAUUUGGGUUUUGUUAAUCAUUUCAGUUCGAAAAGGCCACUCAUUACAGAGGUAUUUGUCGCAACCCCUCUUUGUAAAUACAGAAAUAAAUGAUUAAUCGGAA
This is a messenger RNA of Stegodyphus dumicola, 3559 nucleotides long. RefSeq lists its product as uncharacterized. The record is from RefSeq and is a predicted model, not a curated record. NCBI's taxonomy places the organism in Eukaryota, Metazoa, Arthropoda, Arachnida, Araneae, Eresidae.